Messenger RNA from Monopterus albus (swamp eel), 5827 nucleotides. It is a transcript of the gene edc4, whose product is annotated as enhancer of mRNA decapping 4. Gene Ontology annotation, biological process: deadenylation-independent decapping of nuclear-transcribed mRNA. The transcript has 30 exons. Gene Ontology annotation, molecular function: protein binding. Bases 215 to 4402 code for a protein of 1395 amino acids. The record is from RefSeq and is a predicted model, not a curated record. Gene Ontology annotation, cellular component: P-body. NCBI's taxonomy places the organism in Eukaryota, Metazoa, Chordata, Actinopteri, Synbranchiformes, Synbranchidae.
ACAGUAUGUGUAAACCUCCAUUAGAUAGGCCUACAUAUGCAAACCUCCAGCGAGGUAGGAACCAAUGAUGUGACACAUUGACAAGUCAGAGCCUAUGGCUCGGACACAACGGAAGUUUAGAGACGGUUGCCCUGGAUGAAAACCUACAGCAUUGUAUCAAUCUCGAAACCGUUCUCUAACCCCUUAAUUAACCCAGGCUUCCCUUUCCCUUACUAUGGCGUCAGGCUCCAAUAUAGAUAUUGAGGGUGCGACCCAGCAUCUCCGGGACAUCCUUAAGUUAGACCGUCCCGGGAACAGCACCGAUGCGCAAUAUAGUGACAGCCAGAGAAAGCUACCUUUUAAUGGUGAGCUGAACGGCUUAUUAGGAACUGCUGGCCUUCUAGGGAGCACUGAUCAGGCCACCAUGUCAGAAUCUACCAGACCCAUCUCCACAGACAUCAGCAGCACUCAGGAGAGUCAGAUAAUCUGCCUUUCUGGUGAUGAUGGGUCCACUUGUAUCCCCAUCACCUCUAACAAUGUUGAGAUCGUGGCAAGUCAAGACUCCAGCAUCAACAGCAAGGCUCGAGGCAGUAACAAGGUGAAGAUUCAACCUGUUGCCAAGUAUGACUGGGAACACAAGUAUUAUUAUGGCAGACUGAUAGCUGUGUCCAACUCCUUCCUGGCCUAUGCCAUCAGAGGAACCAACAACCAUGCUAUGAUUCGUGUCCUGAGUCUAAGUUCUGCUGAACGCUCAUUGCUAAAGGGAUUCACUGGGGCCAUCACAGAUCUGGCGUUUGCUCACCUCGACUCCAACCUGUUGGGUUGUGUAGAUGAAGCUGGCAAUCUGAUGGUCUGGCAGCUUACCUGCACUGCAAACAAGAUACUAGAUCAGAUAGUGGUUCAUAUCAGACGACCAGACAACACUCCACUGAACUCCCAUCGUCGUCUCAUCUGGUGCCCAUUCAUCUUGGAUGACAGUGACGAGAACCAGGAUGACACCAGCCAGACUUUGGCCCUUUUACAUGAAGACAGGGCUGAGGUGUGGGACCUGGAGGUCCUGAGAGCCAACAACAGCAAUUGGCCUGUCAAAGCCACAGAACUGAAAGAAGGCCUCAUCACAGUCAAGGGACAUAACCAGCAGGUCAGUGAAGGGGCCCUGUCUCCAGAUGGAACUGUGUUGGCAACAGCCAGCCAUGAUGGAUACAUCAAGUUUUGGCAGAUUUACAUAGAAGGGGGACAGGACCAACCCAGAUGCCUUCAUGAAUUGCGGCCUCAUGGAGGACGUCCUCUCUCCUGCCUUCUUUUCUGUGACAACCACAAGAGGCAGGACCCAGAUGUUCCUUUCUGGCGGUUCCUAAUAACUGGAGCGGAUCAGAACCAGGAGUUGAAGUUGUGGUGCACCAUUUCCUGGACCUGUUUACAGACCAUCAGGUUUUCUCCAGAUCCAUUCAACUCCUCAGCUCUGCCAAGCUUGAAGGCCAGUCUGGACCUCUCUGCUGAGUAUCUCAUCCUCACUGAUGUACAGAGGAAGGUUCUGUAUGUGAUGGAGCUAUUGCAGGACUUGGAGAAAGGCAAGGCAAGUUUCACAGCUGUCUCGGAGUUCCUGCUCACCCACCCUGUGCUCAGCUUUGGGGUCCAGGAUGUCGCCCAUAGCCGACUGCAACACACUGAAGUCCUCCCUACAGAGGAGGAGAGUGAGAGCCUGACCACAGAGGGUAAUCAAGGAGCUGCAGAAUCAAAGUCUGGGAUCCAGAUUAAACUGUUCUGUGUUCACACCAAGAGUCUGCAGGAUGUUCAGAUCUGGUUCCAGCCCACUGUGGGUUCCAACUCUGCGGACCUCCUACCCUGUUCUGAUUCUCAAGAUUGUUUUGCAGGGUUUUCAGACCAUCUCACUGACCACAGCUCUGACAAGGAGUCAGGAAGUGGCUCCCAGACUGACCUAAGGAAGAUCCCAUCUCUUCCUCCACCUGCUGACUUCCUUUCAAACUCUGCCACUGGCAGCGGGCCGAUGCUCAAGCUGAUGACUCCUGACGCCUUCAUGACACCAAGCACUUCAGUCCCGGCUUCUCCUGGCAGCAGCGCCAGCAGUCUGACUAUUGUAACAGCUAUUAGCAGUAACACGGACUCAACUAACAGAGCUGUAGACGAUGGCAGUCAGAGUCCUAACAGAGCAGAGAACAGCAGCAGCAGUCUGGUAUUUUCUACUUCCACCAGCAGCCCAAGAGCUGCUUCUGUUGUGCUGCUGUCUGGACUAGAGAACCUGCAGACUUUGGUGUCCCCUAGCAGCCCCCUUGCACUUGACAGCCCUCAGGUCCUGGACUCUCCCCUCCUGCUGCCACUGGCCUCUCCAACCAGAGCCCGCUCCCCUGAUGUCAUCUCCUCAGCCUCUACAGCCAUGUCCCAGGACAUGCCAGAGAUUGCAUCCCAGACCCUGCAGCUUCAGCUAGGACUUGGGUCCAGUUUGGAGCCCAUACCCCUAUCUGCUCUGCAGACAGACAGCAUGGCCUCUGCUGCCUCUGCUCUACACCUCCUUACCUCCCCACGCACAGCCAACAACAACAGCUUGUUGCCUCUUGAGCUUGGAGGUGCAGAUGGGCCAGUGGCUGGAACAGUAGAGUCGGAGCCUAGACUCAGCCACACCCCAUCUCUGCUCGAGAAUGCCUUAUCGCAAGAGAACCCCGGGGUGGGAGGAGGGUCCUCAGAUGGUAAUGUUAGUCACACACCCUGGCCAGCUGCACCUGACAUCACCAGAGAAACCAGGAACAGUCUCAGGGAUAACGGUCUUGGAGACUGUUCAAGAGAGGAGUCACAGGACAGACACUUGAACUCACCUUACCAUCAACGCUCCUAUCACCUCACACAGAAUGACAGUCAGGACACGGGUCCAGAGCAGAGUGACCCUGACGAUGAGGUGGCCAGUCUGGCAUCUUCCUCAGGGAACUGUGGCUCUUGCUCUUCUCACAGACUCCCAGUUAAGGAUUGGAAGACCUCACCAAAACUAAAGAGGAAGACCAGGAAAGAUGACAGUGAAUCAUCUCUGUUCAGGCAAAUGGACUCUGGUCAGAUGAAUGCAGAAGUGCAGGAUGAGUUGUUGAUAGUACUGCGUAGUCAGCAGAGGGACUUAACUGAACUGCGUGGUCAGAUUGAAGCCAUGCAGACCUCCAUUAUGGCCCAGGUAGAGCACGUCCUGACAAAUCACCAGGAGCAGGAACAGCUCAGAUUGGAGCGAGUUCUGGCAGAGAGCCAGAAUCAGCAGCAGCAGCAGCAGCUUCAAGAACAGCUCAGCCAGCAACUCAGCCACACCCUCAGCACAGCCCUCACCAACAGAAUGGACAAAGUGCUACGAGAGGAACUGAAGAAAACAGUCCCACAAACAAUCUCUAAGAGCCUGGAGCCUAUCACAGGUCAGCUGAGCAGCACAGUUGCUGCUAAGCUAACUGCGGUGGAGGUCACCCUGAAGGACAAUGUUACCAAGGUGGUCAAAUCAAAAAACAUAACAGAUGCUAUUGGUCGAGCAGCAGCUGAGGCAAUGCAGGGGCCCAUCCAGGCAGCUUAUAAAGAUGCCUUCCAGAGUAUUGUGUUGCCUGUGUUUGAGAGAGGCUGCCAGUCAAUGUUUCAGCAAAUCAAUGACAGCUUCAAACAAGGAACACAAGAAUACAUCCAGCAGCUUGAGACUCAUAUGAAGAACAAAAAGCAGAGAGAGCACGAGACACAAGACCCCGUGAUUGGCCAGCUCCAGCAGAUGAUUGACAGUUUCCAAAGCUCCACCGAUCAGCUGGCCACUAACAUCACAGCUGCCAUCCGGUCAGAGGUCCAGCACCAGAUCCAGAUGAUGGUGGGAAAUUUGCAGGAGUCUAUUCUUAGCCAUGUGCAGCGGAUUGUCAAAGGGGAGGUGAGCCUGGCAAUGAAGGAGCAGCAGGCAGUGGUCACCUCCAGCAUUAUGCAGGCGAUGAGGUCAGCGGCCAGCACACCCGUCCCCACAGCACGUCUAGAUUACCAGACACAGCAGGCCAACAUCCUGCAGCUUCUCCAGCAGGGCCAGCUCAACCAGGCUUUCCAGCAGGCUCUGUCAGCAACAGAUCUGAACCUGGUCUUGUAUGUAUGCGAGACCAUCGACUCUCAGCAGGUGUUUGGUCAGCACCCCUGCCCUCUCAGCCAACCCGUGCUGCUGUCUCUCAUCCAGCAGCUCUCCUCAAACCUCUCAACUCACUCAGAACUUAAAAUCAGCUACCUGGAGGAUGCAGUGAUGAAUCUGGAUCAUGGUGACCCCCUGACAAGAGACCACAUGUCAUCUAUGUUGGCGCAGUUCAGACAGAAGCUCCUUGGCUUCCUGCAGCAGGACCCCCACAGUCCAGUCAGCAAGAGGGCGCGGCGUCUGAUGAUGAUGCUGCAGGGUCUUGUCAACCAUAAGUCCAUCAUUUAAAGUAUGGUGCAGCACCGUCAUUUCCUAUUACAUACAGAUGAGUCAAUUUUUGUUGAGUCCACAGAAAGCAACAAAGUCAGCUUCAUCCCCACCUGAAACAGUUUCUUAGAACUUGGGGGUGAUACAUGUUGGUUGGAAAUGGAAGACGAGAACUCCUAAAGAAGGUGCUCCCCUUCGGUCCCUCUGUCCCUCCACACAGCCCUGAGUCCAUCUUUUUGUUCUGCAUCCUUCAUCUCCUUUAAUUAUGCCAGUGAAGAGUCGAAUUAGGAAAUCGAAAGUUUUUGUUACUCCAGUUUCCUUCGGUACAAAACAAUGGUCUGGACAGAAAUAUUGUUGUUGAUUUCUUUUAAAGAGUCUAAGUUCACUGCAGAUUCUUGCAGACAUUUGUUCCUGCUGCUUUUUCUCCAGACAUUCUGGUUUCUCACCCCUGUAUCCCCAUCAAGAAGCGAAAGACUGCCUCAAACAACAGCCAGAGCCUGCCCAUCUGCCAGACACACAAUAACUGGCACUGCUUGGAUGUGGCAUUAUUCAAAUACGCUCAAGGCUCCAAGAAGGUUAAUGGAAAUGGUCCACAGGACCAUAUGUCGCUGUUCUGCUGUGUUCUCUGAUCCGUCAGUCAGACAUGUUGAGCUUUGGUAUACUGGACAAGUUGUGAUGCAGCAAAAGGAACAAAACUAUGUGUUGUACCUUGGCCUUAAGAGCAAACAGCAGGCCUGGAACCCCCGGCCCAGUACAGACCAGCGUCCUUGCUGGAGCUAACUGGGAAUUCAUUAUGCACAGGUUUUCAGUUGAGGUUUUUUAAAAUAUCCAUGCUCAUCUCAGCAACUAAAAGUAUGCAAAAAUCCAAAGCCAGAUUAUGUUGGUGGCAUAUUUCCUUUCAGUUAUUUUUGAAUAGGUUGAAGACAACCUUGCCAGGUCAAAAGAUUUUCAGUGAGGAUCAGCGCGUUGAGUUGUUUUACUGAAAGCUAAUAAAAAGAGUUCCGGCAUUUGGAAGUAUUCAGGAUGAAAAGCAUAUCUCAUUACAGUUUUUUCACCUGGCCUUAUUUUCACAAAUCUUUCUAAUGAGGGUUUCUGAGGAAUACAAGUAUGAUUAAAGGAUGUGAAAUAAAUGAAAAGAUUUUUGAAAUCUAAUAACUAUUUGCAAAGGUUUUGUAGGCUGAAAAGAAUUCCUCUUUAUGGUCUGACACGCUUGGAGCCGAGGCUGACAGCCGUCCUUGUGUACAACUCUGUCCUGUGAAGUGACCGGACAGUUCCCUGUGUUUGCUUGUCUGUUCCUUUUUUAUAUCAGUAGUUAGUACUUGUAUACUUGCUUUAAGAGUUGUCAAACUAGUUAAAACAAUAAACAUACUCCCUUAAUAUAAUUGUUGCUGCGGAUGUUAUUUUAUCAUGAUGCUCCAAAUAAGGUUUGUAAACCCAUGCAGUUAC